Messenger RNA from Heterostelium album PN500, 762 nucleotides. RefSeq lists its product as uncharacterized. Lineage: Eukaryota; Evosea; Eumycetozoa; Acytosteliales; Acytosteliaceae. Bases 1 to 762 code for a protein of 253 amino acids. The record is from RefSeq and is a predicted model, not a curated record. The transcript has a single exon.
AUGGGUGUCCUUUGUCAGUACAAUACCAGUCUCUCCAUUAUCUUGGAUGCCGGACUUGACCAGUCGGAUCAAGGUGCAAUUCCAAUUGCUGAACAACAUCCAGCGAUGGCAUUGAAUGCUCCACAACCACCUCCUCCACCUCCCGGCAACUAUAAUAAUAAUCAUCAUACUCAUAACAAUAGAGGUUCACACCAACAACAACAGACAAAUCAAAACAAUAGAAAUAAUAGAACAUUCAAUCAGAAUGAAUACCAUUUGAAUCAAUCUUACGAUACUGAAUUACAAAUGGCAAUUGCGUUGAGUAUGGCAGAUGCAGAGGGUGGUAACAUAGCGACGAACAACCAUCCCAUACCACCACCUCCUCCACCACCAUCAUCGAAAUUCAACAGACUCAGAUCAUCGAUCGAAGGUGAAGAAAUAGAAAAAAUAGAGAAUACUUUCUUUGAAGACAAUGAUAACGAAUUUGAUACACCCAAUUUUGGAAACGGUCCUGAACAGGAGGAGGAAGAGGAAAUCAAAGAGAAUACAACUGAAGAAUUUCAAACCGCUUUUAAUGAUAAACAGUUUGAAUCAGGGAGUAAUGUCCAGCCAAACAUGGACAACAACAACCUUAAAGAACAGGAAGAGGAAACAAACAUCAACAACAACACAGUUAUAAAUAUAAAUGAACCUAACAACACAAACAAAAAUAAUGAUAAUAAUAGUAGCGAUAAUAGUGAUAGCAGUUCAUCAUCCGUAUCAAUUGACAUAAACGAACAAUAA